Xenopus laevis (African clawed frog) is the source of this 2550-nucleotide messenger RNA. It is a transcript of the gene ccdc127.L, whose product is annotated as coiled-coil domain containing 127 L homeolog. The record is from RefSeq and is a predicted model, not a curated record. The transcript is spliced from 3 exons. Bases 163 to 963 code for a protein of 266 amino acids. Lineage: Eukaryota; Metazoa; Chordata; Amphibia; Anura; Pipidae.
GAUUUCUAUCGCUACUUCCGACAUCAAAUGGCGCUUUGCGCAUGCUCAGUGCAUUUAUUUGUUUUUUCUUUGCGCACCUGGAUAACUUUAUUUAAACUUAGCAGUAACAAUUUUAUAGGAAGAGAAGAAAAUAUUUCGUAGAAACGACAUAGAACUAGAGCAAUGAAUAACUUAAAUGAUCCUCAGCAGUGGAAUAUUCAUCCAGAUGAAGAUGGAAGGGAAGGAAGUAAAUGGAAUUAUGCUCUGUUGGUUCCUAUGCUUGGACUGGCUGCUUUUCGUUGGAUCUGGUCAAAGGAGUCUGAGACAGAAAUUUCAAAAACAAAAUCAGAGUGCAUUAAGAAACUGGAAAGUGCUCAGAAAGAUCUUGAAGAAAAAUAUCGAGAUACUAUCGCAGAAAGCCGUCGCACAAUCGCUCAUUUGGAAAUUGAGCUAGAAAAGGAGAAAAAUCGAACUCUCAGUUAUCGUAGAGCCAUUGUUUCCCAGGGGCAGAAACUUGUGGAGGAAAGGAAACUAUUUGAGCAAGAGCGAGAGACGCUUAUUCAGGAGAAACAAGCUGCACAGGAAUCGGGUGCAGCAGGAGCUUUAUACAGGAGCUACAUCUUAAAAGAAGGAGAAUGGCAAAAAAGGGCCAACAGUCUGCUGAAGGAAUUUGAGGAGGCACUCAAGGAGAGACAGAAUAUAUAUUGUAGCAUGGUAGUAUCUAGAAAAGAACGUUUAGAAAUAGAGAAGAAUUUGAUAAUAAGAGCUGUUACUGACCCAGUUGCAGUUGAAUUAAACAUGGAAGCUGGAUUGGAUGACAUCUUUAAACAUGAUACUUACUGUGCAUCUUUUGCAAACACCAAUAAGAGUAGAAAUGGUAGGCUAAUGUGGCUUUACCUCAAGUAUUGGGAGCUUGCAGUAGAACGUAAUAAGUUCAAGAAAGUCGAAAAAGCCAUUAUAGGAGAAUCCAAGCUUUCGUCCUAGCUUUAGAUAUUUAAUAGAAAAAUUUGGGAAAUGGUAAAAUAUUACAUUUGGUGAUAUAGGUCAAUGAAUUUAAAAUGUGUCCACUUCAAGACCUGGUAUUUCAAAUCUCUGGACACUGCCAGAUGAAAAUAAUUCCUGAGUUAUUUAAGGCAGCUGUAAUAUUUUCUGCUGUAUUUGAAACCAACUAAACUGAAAAAAAUGUGUUUGGAAGGUAAAAUACUCCAUUAAAAUUAUUUUUAAAUUACUUUUUUGAAGUGCCAGUAACACCAUGAAAUGGAAUAACUUUUUGUUUUUAUGUUAAAAUACAUUGUUUCAAUUAAUAGUUCAGUCAGCACUCACCAGCAUCCAAUUAAAGUAAUUGUCAGUUCUAGACUUCCAAUGUGUAACACAGCACUGCUACGUAGGUAUUUUAGAUAAAAAGCCUUUAUUGCAACAUUUGGCUUCCGAUCCGGUACAUGCAACGUUUCUGGCCGAAUCUCGGCCCUUUAUGAAGCUUUUAAAGGGACGAGAUUAGGAUAGAAACGUUGCAUGUACCGGAUCGGAAGCCAAAUGUUGCAAUAAAGGCUUUUUAUCUAAAAUACCUAUGUAGCAGUGCUGUGUUACACAUUGGAAAAAUACAUUAUUUAUCAAAAUACAUACUGCAUGAUGGUAAGUCAUUUGCUUCAUGGUAUAUAUAGGACAUAUUUAUUUUCUUCAUUUAGGGGAUUAUUUACCAAUUAUUGAGUUUGUGAGGUUUACCUCGAAUAAAUUUAACUCGAAUGUUUGUAAAAAACUUGAAUGAAUGAAGUCAGUGGAGGGGGGGUACUCGAAUACACAAAUUGAUCGAGUUAUCAGAGAAAAAAACCUUGAAUACCUUGAACUGAUCAAGUUUUUGAGUGCAAACCACCAAAAUGAAAAUCAUGAAAGAUAAAAACAUGGUUCAAGGGACUUCUGCCAUUGACUUCUCCAUGACGUUGACAGGUUUUAUCUGGAGUAUUUUCGGAUUUGCAGCUUCGGGGCAUAAAAAAUCUUGGAAAAUCAGAGUUUUUUUAAUCCUGAAAAAAUUCUAAUUUUUACUGAAACUACCUUCGAAAAACUCCAAAUUUUUGGUAAAAACACAACUCGACCUUUAAUUAAUAACCCCCUUAAAGAGGUCCUCCACUAAAAACUAUUUUUUUUUUUGCAUAGUGUAAGAAACAAUUAUGAUGAGCAAUUUAAGCAUAAAAACAUAUAAAGAUGAUACUUAAAAGGGAACAUAAUAGCAGUGCUUUGCAUGGUUUGGAUUAAGAUUGACUAAGAUCUUUUUGUUGGCUAAGGUGUAUAUGGAGGACCAAACUAAUUUAACUUUGGGGCAAUUCCAAUAACUAUAAAUAAAAUUGUCAUCUUUUUAAAAAAGAUUGCGAAUAUAUAUGUUAUCUGUCAGUUGUGUAAGACUUUCAGUACAUCUUAUUUAUUGUCCACAUUUGGUAACAUUAUCUGUAUAGUUGCACCUGCAAUUUUGGGAUUUUUCCAUUUACUUUCAAAUAGAGUGUAUUCUAGGGUGACGGGUGUUGAACAAAAAAAGCUAAAUAAUAUUAUAAAAAAUAAAAAAACAUCUAUUGCAAAUUA